ACUCGAAUCAAGUGACGUUUGUAGUAAUGUGGAGUUAUCAAUUUCUGCUGUGUGCGUCAUGGCAGAUAGUGUGUUUCCAGUUAUUAAAACCUAUGGAAAGAGGAGGCCAGACAGGGGCAAUAUAUAUUGCAGGAAUGGGGAUGUCAAUUCCAUCUUCCAAGGAAUGACACGAAAAUCCGUCUUCCAGGACUCUCCAGUAGCCAGAAGUAAUGUUAUAGGAACUGGAUUUGGGUUACGUAUGGGACAGACUGGUUGUGGGUUCCAUGUUGAUCACAAAGCAUACAAACUUGGUAAAAAAGUUCAUGUUGAACACACUGAAGUAACCCAAUCUUCCACAAGUGGAACAGAGAGAUACACAGAAGACACAAGUGCCAUGAUAGCUGAGUGUUUAGGUGACUCUGUGGUACAAAAAAGUAGUGCUAUGAUUGUAGAUGUCUGUGACAGUGCUGAGAGUGGUGUGAAGGUCACGGAUGCGUACAACACGGAGGACUGCUCCUCUCAGAUUAGUAACCAGUGUCCUGAAAACAGUGACAUGUGUACAGAUGCCAGUGACCAGAGUAACUGUUCCGACAUUGACCAGACAACAAGCGAAGAUACCAGCUUUGAGGACAGUGAACCGAGCAUUGAAAUUCUUCGUAAACAGUUGGAUCCUGUCAAGUCCUGUCCAGUUCAAUCUCCACUGCAUCUUUUGGCAAUGCCCCAGAAUUCCAAGAGCAGAAGAGACUUGCCAUUUGUAUUGUCAAGGAAAAUAUGUGGACAAAAUCACCUUUCUGUUCCUCACUUCUCCCAGGUGUUGAAUCCAAGAGCAUUGCGCUUCACAGGUUAGAUCUGUCACCUAUUGUACAACCUCCAGGAAAUGUCAUAAAUUCACAGGCCAAAAAGUGUGGAACUGAAAGAGUGGAAGACCUACAAAACAAACUGGAGAAAACACCAUUGCCUUUACCCAUUUCAAAUUCAGCCACAACGCCUUGCAAGCUUUCUAAGUUUGGUUCAUCAAAUACUAGGAAGACAAAAGCAGCUUGCUCUACUCUUCUCUUUACAUCGAAGUACAAAGAGCUGGAAAACUAUUUUCCUUGUGUAUCAGAAGUUCAGGGUGAUGAUGAACUACAAAGUCAAAUGGGCUUUGGGGAGCUUUCUGAGAGUUUUUCGGUGGAGAUAGACUUUGUCAAGACUUCAGACAAGCAGCAGCCAAAAGUAGUGAUGUCCAGUUCUCCUUGUGUGCCACAACAAGAUAAAAAGCUGCUUUUAGAUAAGGGUUCUGAGAAGAUAGACCUGUUUCACAAUGAUUUGUCUUCCAUCAAACAUGUGUCUCCUCUUGCUGCAGACUUUGCCAAGCAUUUAGACAAGCCAAACUAUAAUGUAGUCACAUCCAGUUCACCUUGUGCCCCAACACAGAAAAUGUUGGUUAGUGAGACCAAGAGCUCCAAAAAACUGAAUUUUCUGGUGAACAAUAAUUUGUCUUCCAUCAAACAGAUUGUUCCUACUGCUGCUGAGGACAGGGAUGCUCCCCAGCCUACAACAGUUCACCCUGACCUCGUGGACUUAACACCACCUACAGAGCCCAUCCCGCUGGACUGUCUAUGUAUACCCAUAACAGCAGCUGAUGCCAGUGAUGAAACUCAGUCAGAUAAAAUGUAUACAAAGAAGUUAAAACAGAAAAAAUGUUCACUUACAGAACCAAUUCUAGUGGAUGAUGUUUGUGAAUCCGUAAAAGAUUCAGCUGUUACAACUUGGGCCAGUAAGCAAAGGGUGCCUGAUAAUUUACAUACCAAGACAACAAAACAUAAAAAGCCUGCAUCUGUUCAGAAUUCAGACAACAAUUUCGCAGUAACAAAGAUCAUUCCUAAGAAUGAAAAAAAGACAAAGGGCAAAGCAGCAAUGAAACGAAAGGCUCCCCCAUUGUGUUCCAUUAUAACAUUGAAGAAAUAUUGUGUUAAGCAGUGUCAAGUUAUGAUGUACAGGACCCCUCUUCCUGGAAAGGCUAGAUCAUUCCCAAGAGAUGUUUUGUUGCAAGAUUUUUAAGUCGUGAUCAAUUAAGACACAAUGAUUCUUUGAAAAAGAGAACAAAAAUAAUACCUUAGCUUCAUAGUUGAAAUGAGGAGAAUUAUUUUCCAGGUGCUAUCUUGUUUAGGGUGUGCUAAAUUGGGAUUAAUAUUCAGUAUUUUGAUUCCAUAAUAUAAGGACUUACAAUGUAUACUGAUGUUUGUGUGCAGAGAAAAGUAUGUAUUUAUCAGAUUUGUAAUUUAUUUGUUAUGUAUUGUGCAAUCAUAUUUAUAAUCAUCACAAAUCUAAUGUAGAAGCCAAGGUCUUGUUUAAUAUAUGUAAUAAUAAUAUAAUAUGUAAACAUGUACAUUGCUAGUUUAUAUAUGAACAGUAAUCACUCUUAUAUAGAUAUACACAAUUUCUCACCUGACCACAGUUCAAAUAUCUUACAUGCGAGCUUGUUUUCACAAGUUAUUUUCUAUGUUUGUAUUCACUGAAGUUACUUUUUGUUCAGUUUUUUGUUGAGUGUAAAAUUUCCA
Liolophura sinensis is the source of this 2522-nucleotide messenger RNA. RefSeq lists its product as uncharacterized. Lineage: Eukaryota; Metazoa; Mollusca; Polyplacophora; Chitonida; Chitonidae. The transcript has 2 exons. Bases 59 to 826 code for a protein of 255 amino acids. The record is from RefSeq and is a predicted model, not a curated record.